AUGGCUGCUGCUUCUUCCUCUACUCCAUCGUUACUUUGUCCUGAUUCCUCGUCUUACUCAGGGAAAUGGGAGUACGAUGUCUUCUUGUGUUUCAGAGGUGCUGAUACCCGCGGUGGUUUUACCAGCCACCUCAUGGCUGCUCUUUUUCGCGAGAAAGUCAAAGCCUUCAUCGACGAUAAGCUCGACAAAAGUGAGAGCAUCGACGAGCUAAUAUCUGUUCUCCAAAGAUCCGCACUCUCCAUUGUGAUUUUCUCGGAGAAUUUUGCAGAUUCAAGCUGGUGCUUGGAUGAAGUGGCCACCAUAGCCCAAAGGAUCCAGAAAUUCGGACACCGGGUGCUUCCAGUUUUCUACAAAGUCGAUCCAUCUGAUGUAUCAGAGGAUUCUGGAAGUUACGCCGCUGCAAUUGAGCAGAAACAUGGAGCUAGACCUCCGAAAAGAAGAAAAAAGAAACGCGGAGCUAGCAAAUCUCAAGUGGAUCGGAAGAGAUGGAUGGAUGCUUUGAAAGUUGUGGCUAACUGUGCUGGCUACACUUCACAGGCAAUCAAGAUUGAUUCUGAAUUAGUUGAAGCAAUAAUCAAUGGUGUUCACAAUAUACUCAUAGACAUGUCACCGAGAGUGAAGUCUGAUAAUUUGAUUGGCAUGGAUGCUCGUGUUUCUGAAGUUGAACAACUAUUAGCCAUCAACAUGAAUGAUAUUCGCAUUAUCGAACUUUGGGGGAUGGGGGGUGUAGGAAAGACCACUCUAGCGAGAGCUUGCUAUCAAAGGCUGAUUUCCUUGACGAAAGGAAUGGAGUAUCACUUUGUCCGUGACAUCAACCAAAGGUGUGAAAAGGAAAAUGGAAUGGAAGGAAUCGUAACAAAACUCUACUCGACACUGUUGUCUGAGAGUAACAUAAGUUAUGAUGACUUAGAUGUGAGUUACAGAAGAAGUCGUCUUUCCCGUUCGAGGGUGUUUCUUGUUUUCGACGAUGUGGGAACUUUGUUGCAAUUAGAGCAAUUGUUGUUGGGCGAUCUUCUGAGUUCCACCAAUCUCUUUGCCCCAGGAAGUAGAAUUAUUUUUACAACUAGAAAUCGGAUGGUACUUGGUAAUAUAGGGGCUAGGAUCUACCAUGUUGAUAUAUUGGAUCCGGAUGAAUCUAUUCAACUCUUUCGUGUACAUGCAUUUGGAAAACGCCUACCGCCUGAUGAUUUGAUGGAACUAUCACGUCUGGCUGUAUCUUAUUGUAAGGGAUGCCCUCUAGCCAUAAAAGUUUUUGGCGGUACAUUAUUAGACAAGGGCAGAAGUUAUUGGCUGAGUUUCUUGGGUGAUAUGAGACAAAUUCCAUCCCCAGGAAUCCAUGAUGUUCUUGAGAGAAGCUACAAUGCACUGGGAGUUGAUCAUAAGAGAUUAUUCUUGGACGUCGCUUGUUUCUUCCACGCGUUACCAAAAUCUGUUGCAAUAAAAUAUUACUCUUCCAGUCAUGUACUUGAGGAUCUAAUUGAUAUGUCCUUGUGCAUUUGUGUGAUGGGCGACUUGGCUGAGGAGAUUAGCGUGCAUGACUUGCUAUCUGAAAUGGCUUGGGGGAUCGUUAAUGAGGAAUCAAAACUGGAGAACCGCACUAGAUUGGAGAAUCAGAAUGAUAUUCAGAAAAUUCUAACAAGAAGCUCGGCCUUCGAGAGAGGUAGGGCAACUGAAGGCAUAACUUUGAACCUUUCUGAAGCCAAGGAUAUACAUUUGCCGGCCAACACGUUUGAAGGGAUGACUUCUCUUAGAUAUCUCCACUUUGCAUAUCCAGGAAAAGACUCUGUAAUUUGCAAAGUUCAUUUACCAUAUGGUGGCCUCGACAGCCUUCCUGACAGUCUAAGGUGGUUGGAGUGGCACGUAUUUCCUUCAAAAUCUCUGCCAUCAACAUUUGCUCCUGAAAAUCUAGUCGUACUUAAUUUACGUGGUAGCUCAAUAUUGGAAAGAUGCUGGGAAGUUCAGCCAAAGCUUGUGAAUUUAGUGGGUCUUGACCUCUCUUACUGCAUAAAUUUAGUUGAAAUCCCGAACUCGUUGAGAUCUCCAAAUAUUGAGUACCUCUUUCUUAGGGGAUGCGCAAGCCUGGUCGAGCUACCACCUCAUGUUCAAUUUUUGAACAAGCUGAUAAAACUGGACCUCUAUGAUUGUAAAAAUUUGCGGAGUCUUCCGGUCAAACUCAACUCAAAGUUCCUCAAGUGUAUUUACUUGUCCGGCUGUCCCAAGGUCACUCGUUGUCCUGAGCUGAAUUCAGCAGAGUUGGUGUAUUUGGACCUGGCGGGGACACCCGUCGAAGCCUUGCCGUGCGAAAUUUACAAUGUCAAGCGGGGUGGCUUGGUGCGUCUCUGUGGCAAGCAUAUCUUCAGCUUCCCUGUAAUUUCAGCAAGCUUGAAAACAUUUCGGUUGUGCCAUACCGCAAUAAGAGAGAUGGAUUGUUAUGACGAUCAUAAUUAUCAGCAGGGCUCUUUGCCAAUAUUUGUUGAACUCGAGUUGAUUGGCAACGCCUAUCUCAAGAGCUUGUCAAGGAAUAUCUGGAAGAUGGUUUCUCAAACAUUCCGUCUUCGGAACUGCCAGCUGAUUGAAAGUUUACCAGAGAUCUCACAACCUGUUGAUCGCUUAACUGUGCUUGAUAUAAGAAUGUGUUCGAACCUCAAGAAUUUUCCAGCUGGCAUCGACAAUCUGAAAUCUUUGCAGCAACUCUUUUUCUCUGGCACAGAUAUUAAGUCCCUGCCUUCUGCUGUACAGAAACUUCAGCAGCUCUUCUCUCUAGAUUUGUCUUUCAACAAAGGCCUAGAGUUCAUCCCGAGAAACAUCCAUAAACUUGCCAAGUUAUCCAGACUAUAUUUGAGGAGCUGUUCAAGGAUUCAAUCUUUGCCGAAACUUCCCCCCAACCUUCAACUUUUGGAUGUAAGUGGUUGUGAAUCUUUACAAGCCUUACCAAGCAACAUAGGCAGACUGAGAUGGAACUCCCUGCGCUUUGAAGAUUGCCCACAACUGGACACGAAUCUGGCUAAAGAAGUGGUGCUUAAUUUCCCUAAUCAUGCAGCGUCGAAUCUACAUCCUCAGGGUGUUCUUCAAUAUUCGGGGAGUGAGCUUCCAGAAUGGUUUGCUUACGAAAGCACGAAUGAUUCAUGUAUGGUGGUGCAAUUGCCUACGAACUGGACUACUGAGCGACCAAUCAAGGGAAUUAUAUUUGGUGUUGUGUGUUCUUUCAAUAUUCGGAAUGUUCGGAUGACGUGCGACUGCAACAUCGGCACCACUACCGCUGCCUCUUGGAGUUCUCCUGUUAUGGAUUUAUUUGAGAGUUCAUCAGACAAAGUAUAUGUAUGGUAUGAGAAGAACUUGUUGGGUGAGACCAAGAAAGGAACACUAGAAGAAGUAGAGCCCUGGUAUGAGAGAUAUGCUGGACUCAUUGUUUCGCUCAGAUUUUCCCUUCACCCUGACAGACCAGAAGAUGCUGAGAAAUUAAAGAGCAUCAAAAUCAAAAGGCUUGGCGUCUCUGUACUGUACUAA
This is a messenger RNA of Linum trigynum, 3507 nucleotides long. Lineage: Eukaryota; Viridiplantae; Streptophyta; Magnoliopsida; Malpighiales; Linaceae. The record is from the annotation of a GenBank genome assembly.